This is a messenger RNA of Humulus lupulus (European hop), 600 nucleotides long. Its product is annotated as nuclear transcription factor Y subunit B-4-like. Gene Ontology annotation, cellular component: nucleus; CCAAT-binding factor complex. Gene Ontology annotation, molecular function: DNA-binding transcription activator activity, RNA polymerase II-specific; RNA polymerase II cis-regulatory region sequence-specific DNA binding; protein heterodimerization activity. The transcript has a single exon. The record is from RefSeq and is a predicted model, not a curated record. NCBI's taxonomy places the organism in Eukaryota, Viridiplantae, Streptophyta, Magnoliopsida, Rosales, Cannabaceae. Gene Ontology annotation, biological process: regulation of transcription by RNA polymerase II. Bases 1 to 600 code for a protein of 199 amino acids.
AUGGUUGAUCCAGAUCAAGAUCGGAUGUUACCAAUUGCAAACGUGGGGAGGAUAAUGAAGCAAAUUCUUCCGGCAACAGCGAAAAUCUCAAAGGAAGGGAAACAAACAAUGCAGGAGUGUGCAACUGAGUUCAUAAGUUUUGUGACUGGCGAGGCUUCUGACAAGUGUCACAAGGAGAAUCGAAAGACCGUCAAUGGGGACGACAUCUGUUGGGCUCUCACUGCUCUAGGGUUUGAUAACUACGCUGAGGUUAUAGUAAGGUAUUUACACAAGUUUAGGGAAGCAGAAAGAGACAAGGCCAAUCAAAUUACUUCUACGAAUAAUAAUCCCACUACUACUACUACUACUAGCCCUUCUCAUCAUCCUUCUCUUCCUACUACUACUACUACUACUACUUCUACUGCUACGACUACUACUUAUCAUGCUGAUCAAGACAAGGAUCACCAUCAUCAUCAUCUUCAUGUUCUCUCCAAAAAUACUUGCGGUACUACUACUACUACUGGUACACCAUUAACUCUUAUGGAGUUUAAGAUCAUUGAGAAGGGAAGUGAUCAGUAUAACUCUCUUAUGAUGAGACCACAUCUUGAUGAAGCAGAAUGA